Molecule: messenger RNA, 3864 nt
Organism: Pimephales promelas (fathead minnow)
Lineage: Eukaryota; Metazoa; Chordata; Actinopteri; Cypriniformes; Leuciscidae
Gene: sacm1la
Product: SAC1 like phosphatidylinositide phosphatase a
Biological process (GO): phosphatidylinositol dephosphorylation
Cellular component (GO): endoplasmic reticulum
Molecular function (GO): phosphatidylinositol-4-phosphate phosphatase activity
Source: RefSeq, a predicted model, not a curated record
AGAACCGGAAGCCCCAACUUCCGGCAACCACUCCCACAUAUACGUCACGUCGGAUUGACCAAACCCGGAAGUGAAGAUGGCGACCGCCUACGAGAGGUUCAACCUGCAUGCAACACCUGAGAAGUUCUACAUUGAGGCUUGUGAUGAUGGAGCUAAUGACGUGUUGGUUAUUGAUAGGGUGUCCACCGAGAUGACCCUUGCAGGUAUUAAGGACAUCCCCCCCUCAGGCGUAACCAGGCCCAUUUGUGGAAUCAUGGGAACAGUUCGCCUUGUGGCUGGGAUGUACCUCAUAGUCAUCACCCGGAAGAGGAAAGUGGGCGACCUGUUUGGCCACACUGUGUGGAAAGCGGUGGAGUUUGAUGUGAUUUCUUAUAAGAAGACCAUUUUGCACCUCACAGAUAUUCAGAUGCAAGACAACAAGUCAUUUCUGACUAUGAUUAGCAGUGUACUCAAUACAGACGGUUUCUACUUCUGCACGGACUAUGACCUGACCCACACCCAACAGCGCCUGUCCAACACCAGCCCGGACUUCCAGGAGAUGAGCCUGCUAGAGAGGGCAGACCAGAGGUUCGUGUGGAAUGGAAACCUUUUAAGAGAAAUCGUCUCACAGCCUGAGCUGCAUAAAUUUGCAUUUCCUGUCAUCCACGGAUUUAUUGUGAUGAAGCCAUGCUGCAUCAAUGGGAAGGUGUUUCAGUGGAUCCUCAUCUCUAGACGGAGCUGUUUUAGAGCGGGGGUCCGAUAUUAUGUCAGAGGCAUUGACUCUGAAGGACAUGCUGCUAACUUCGUUGAGACAGAACAGAUAGUCCAGUACAAUAAUGGCAGGGCGUCCUUUGUGCAGACUCGAGGCUCCAUGCCCUUUUUUUGGUCUCAAAGACCCAACCUGAGGUACAAGCCAAAACCACAGAUAAGCACCGAAACCAAUCAUAUGGAUGGAUUCAGGAGGCAUUUUGAAUCCCAGGUUCUCAUUUAUGGCAAACAAGUGAUUCUAAAUUUGGUGAAUCAAAAAGGAUCUGAGUUGCCCCUUGAACAGGCCUUCGCCAAAAUGAUCAACAGCAUGGAAAACGGACUCAUCAAGUACAUAGCCUUUGACUUUCACAAAGAGUGCAGUAAGAUGAGAUGGCAUCGCCUCCAGAUUCUCGUUGAUGCAGUUUCUGAUAUGCAAGACGAGUUUGGGUACUUUAUGGUGAGCUCAGACGGGAAGGUGUCGUCCGAGCAGUCUGGAACCUUCCGCAGUAACUGUAUGGACUGCCUGGACCGCACCAACGUCAUUCAGAGCCUGCUGGCCAGACGCUCCCUUCAGAGCCAGCUACAGAGGAUGGGUGUCCUCCAUGUAGGCCAGAGGAUUGACGAACAGGCUGAUUUUGAGAAGAUUUAUAAGAACGCGUGGGCAGACAAUGCCAAUGCCUGUGCUAAACAGUAUGCAGGAACAGGAGCCCUGAAAACUGACUUCACCAGAACCGGGAAGAGGACCCAUUGGGGCUUGGUAAUGGACGGCUGGAACUCAAUGAUCCGUUAUUACAAGAAUAAUUUCUCAGACGGGUUCAGACAAGACUCCAUCGAUCUCUUCCUUGGAAACUAUACAGUGGAUGAAACUGAUGGCUUGACGCCUCUGCACGUGCAGAAGGACUGGAAGUUCCUCUUGCUUCCUGUUAUUAUGGUGGUGGCUUUCUCCAUGUGCAUCAUCUCUCUCUUAAUGGCUGGUGACACUUGGACAGAGACCCUGGCGUACGUGUUAUUCUGGGGAAUGGCCAGUGCUCUUACGACCGCUGUCAUCGUGGUCAAUGGACGAGAGUUUGUUGACGCACCCAAACUGGUCCAAAAAGAGAAGAUGGAUUGAGUAUACAGACCUCAUUCUUUCUGCUCUCUGUUUCUUCUUCAUUUUCCUCCAAAAGUUUUUAUUAACCUGCUCUCCACACUGUCCAGAGCAAGUAUCCCUCCUAUAAAAAAACUGUAUUACCUUAUAAUUUCACAACACUUACUGUCACGCUACAAAUUUCCAUUGAUUCAUUUCAGACAAAUUUCUUUACUAGUUUAGUUUCAUCAGUUCAAAAUUGCUCAUGGGUUGCACAAGAUCUCCAGCCUGUACAUGCAUUGUGAACAUAGCAUCUUAUUUCAAAGCUGUUGUGUUGUGACUUUUAGGAGAUCAAUCUAAAUUGACCCGUUGUGAAAUUCGAGUUCUUGUUUUGGCUCUAGAGUUCCUGCUUUAUGAUAUUGUACACCGGACCUGUGCCCAUUGGCCCAGUCUGUGGGUUGACCGAUCAAUGAAGGUUUAUUCUAAUUAGAUUGCUAUGCAAGUGAAUGUUACAUGAUGCAUCAGUGGCUCAUCCCUUGGUUUUUACCAAAUCUGUCCUGAAAUCAGCCUUAUGCAUUGGUUAUAUUUUUAGUUCUUCUUUGCAGUGGCAGUUUGGGUUUUAAUGUGGUUUCCUUUUGUUCUGCCAGCAUGUUUAUGGUUUUGUGUCCCUCAUAAAUGAUAAAAUUAGACCGCUCUAGGGCCACACUAGGGGGAGAGAGAAGUAUUAAGCACUUUCUUUAUGAGUUUACAGAAAAAAAAUGUGAACGGCACUUUCCUGUAUGACUUCUUUAUGCUUCUUUGUGGACCAAUGAACACUAAUUGAAUGUUACCAGUUCAGUGGCAGUUCAUUAGACGGAAAUAGUCUUCAGAUUACCUGUCAAAUUUGCUCACACUUUUAAUUGAAUUCACUUAAACUAUACUGACGAUUGAAAAGGUAUUCGCUUUUGAUUCAAUUUAGAGAGGUGGCUUCAUGAACAGAAUUAGAAUAAAAUUGCAGUUUUCACUUGCAUGAUGGUGCAUUUCAAAAUGUCUUGCCUUUAACCCACAAAUUCCCUUUCAUUUUGACAAAUUUAAACACAGGUUUUCUUUUUUUUUUUGUGGCAAAUUAAUUACUUUAAGGUCUUCCUUUUGAACUCAUUACUACAUUUAGAACUGGAUGCUUGUCAGUUUGGUUUAAUGUAGACAAAGAAUGUAGAUUUUGAUGCCUUUAUAUCUGUAUUUUGUAAUCUUCUGCAAAUGAUAAUACAAGCUUCAGUGACUGUCAUGUGGGAAACAUUUCAACAGGAUAUUGCAAAUGCCAGUUUCAUCCAAUUCAAUUGAGGCAUAUUUUAUCCAUUUGCUUUGUGUGUGAAGAUGACAAGAAUAUGCAGUACAACUUGGAAUUAAAAUGACUGGAUGGAAACAACAUUAAUAAUUAAAUCCUGUACGUUUGAUGUUUACCUGUGUAAAUCUGAUGUGCAAACUGUACAUUGGGAAGAAUAUAUAUACAAAUAUGAGUGUCAUUGUACUGUACAGUGUAGUUUACAACAUCAUAGCUUUAGCACUUUCUGGUUGAGUUAUUGAUCAAUCAAAGUGAUGUUACUAAUCACAUUCUUCCAUCACAGGGUUGGAUGUAUAUGGAUUUCAUUACCCUAGAUUAUGUACUGCAUCAUUGUAUUUCCAGGGUGCGGUGGUUUGAAGUGUGUUAAAUGACGUAUUAUCAAUAUUAAUUGUGUUUUGUCUUGUUCCUGACAGUGUUUUAAAUACUGUUUAAUCUUCUUUCUCAUCUGGUUUGAUUAAGAGAAAAUAUGCCUCAACAUUACAGUGGGAUUUAUGAUUACUGUGGUCAUUAUGAAAUAUUCAGUAGCUACGCACCCGUGAUUUCAAGGGAAUAAUUUGAGUCAUUACAUCAGUUGUUUUUAAUAAUAUAUCAAUCUUGUCCUUAUCAGGCUCUUAACAUCUACAGUUCUGGUGAAAAACCACACGGUUUAAGAAUCUUGGUGUCAUUUGCUUUUGAGUCAUUGAGGUUUAAGUCAACCAUUGUAACUGAUGGAUUCAUUAUGAAAACAUGUUUAAUAAAUUCUACCAGUAAA